AUGCCACCAACAACAAGGAGUAAUUCUCUGAAGGCGCUGCAAACGAGGUUGAAGUCCCUGCAAGAGAUGUUCAACGAUAUCUGCCGUUUUUUGGACACUCUGGAUGAGGAAACGAUUGCGACUCGAGUUCCAGUGCGGCUGGAAAAACUUGAGGAAUUGUGGGAAAAGGUUAAUGAGGCCAUAAUAGACAUCGAAAUGCACGACGACUAUACCGCAGAAAAUGAUACCUAUUCUAAACAACGUUCCGAUUUUAGUAAUAGAUAUUAUGAGGCGAAAUCCAUGUUGCUAGAGAAGGUUAAGGAUUUAGAGUGUGGGUCUGGUAUGAAUGCGACUACCCAAGGGCUGGACGUGACACAACAAUCGACUAUUGAACAUGUUCGUCUCCCACAAAUCAAAUUGCAAACGUUUGACGGCAAUAUUGAUGAGUGGUUAAGUUUCAGAGACCUAUAUCUGUCGUUAAUACACCACAAGACCGAUUUACCAGAAGUUGAGAAAUUCCACUACUUGAAAGGUUGUUUAGCAGGAGAGGCAAAGGCUCUUGUAGAUCCGCUCGCAAUCACUAGGGGGAACUAUCAGGUAGCAUGGGAAACACUGAUGAAAAGAUACAACGAUAGCAAACUGUUGAAACGGAGACAAAUUCAGGCAUUGUUUAGAAUGCCAACUCUAGUGAAAGAAUCUGGCGCAGAAUUACAAGCAUUAAUGGAACAUUUUGAGCGUGCUAUUCAUACCUUAGAUCAACUUGUAGAACCAGCAGAGUAUAAAGAUUUGUUGCUGUUGGAUAUAUUAGGUUCCAGAUUGGACCCAGCUACAAGAAGAGGCUGGGAGGAAUAUUCUGCAUUCAAAGACCAAGAUACCAUCAAGGACAUGGUUGAUUUCUUGCAGCGACGGAUUCGGGUACUUGACUUAUUACCACUAAAGGGAACAGGAGCCCGGGUUGAGGUAGGACAACCGCCGAGAAGAAGACAACCACUUGCGCUAACGAAUUAUAAUGCAGUGCAAACAGCUGGGCUUCGUUGUGUAGCUUGUUCAGAUAUGCAUCUUCUGUAUCAGUGUCCGCAGUUUAGACGCAUGACGAUAUCGACUCGUGAUAGGCUUCUCCGCAGUCAUUCAUUGUGUCGUAACUGUUUCAAAAGAGGUCACCAGGCAGUCGAUUGUUUAUCCCGUUUCGUUUGUCGUGUUUGUAAGGGAAAGCACCACACGUUAGUUUGUUUUCGCGAAGAGAACUCUCAAGGCAAUAACGCAGCUGAAGGUUCACCGGUAAAAUCAAGAGAAUUUUCGCGAUCCUCCAGUCCCAAGGAAGUGUCGGCUGUACUCGCUGCAUCGACAUCCAACACAGCAUCGUAUUGUGCGUCCUCGGUAUUAUUGGCUACCGCUAUCGUUUUGCUGGAAGAUGAUAAUGGUACCGUAGUUCCAGCCAGAGCACUGCUAGAUUCAGGGUCAGAGUGCAAUUUUAUGACUGAAGGACUGAAUCAGCGUUUGAAAUGCAAGCGAAGACAGGCUGACGUGGCUGUCAGUGGCAUUGGUCAAGAAACCACUCGGGUAAAACACACAGUAUCUGCGACAGUCCGUUCACGAUUUGGGAAUUACACAUGCAAAAUGGAUUUUCUUUUGCUCCCAAGAGUUACAGCAAAUCUUCCGACGAAAAAUGUGGUUUUGAUGACCUGGAAAAUUCCGAAAGUCUUAGAUUUGGCCGAUCCAGCAUUUACGGAAUCUAAGCCAGUAGACAUCAUUUUGGGCAUUCAACACUUCUUCACAUUCUUCAAAAAUGGAAAUGAAAUCCACUUGGGUGCAGAAUUACCCUCGUUAACCCGAUCAGUUUUUGGCUGGGUGGUAACGGGGACCGUUGGGAAACAGAAUGCUAGUCCACGAAUUACCUGUAACUCGGCUACGUUCAUAGACUUAGAUGCAUUGAUGAAUCGGUUUUGGGCCUGUGAGGAAGUUGAAAAGUCUACUAAUUACUCCCCCGAGGAACAGCGUUGUGAGGAUCUGUAUAAAAAAAUCGGUUAA
Toxorhynchites rutilus septentrionalis is the source of this 2007-nucleotide messenger RNA. RefSeq lists its product as uncharacterized. The transcript has a single exon. The coding region runs from base 1 to 2007 and encodes 668 amino acids. The record is from RefSeq and is a predicted model, not a curated record. Lineage: Eukaryota; Metazoa; Arthropoda; Insecta; Diptera; Culicidae.